UGGAAAAAUCAAUCGGUGUUUUGCGUAAAAGUUGGUUCCUUUUUGUGCUAUUUGUUGUAUUCAUUUGCAGUUCGGUAUUCUGCUUGCACCAUAUCCUUCCUAAUACCCGAAAAAUCUUUAGUAACAUGGAAGAAGAGCUUCCUACGGAGUUUGACCUAAUAGUGAUUGGGACUGGACUGACGGAAUCAAUUGUUGCUGCCGCUGCAAGCCGUAUCGGCAAAACGGUUCUUCAUCUCGAUACCAAUGACUACUAUGGGGGUUACUGGGCUUCCUUUAACUUGGAUGCAUUUCGCAAGUAUUUGAACAACCCGCGGUCAGCUUCAACACCUUGUACGAUCGAAAACAACUUUCUUCAACUUUCCCCCAAUCCAACGGCCGUUCAGAAUGGGCGUGAAAAAUGGAAUAAUCUUAUCGAAAGUGGUGACGUAGACGGGUGGAAUAGGGAAAAGAUUGAGCAGGAAUUCCGACGGUUCAAUAUCGAUCUCACACCAAAGCUGCUGUAUGCGCGGGGUUCGAUGGUGGAGUUGUUGAUAUCGUCCAACAUCUGUCGGUACGCCGAGUUCCGGGCGCUCGAUAGAGUUGCUACGCUUUGGGAGGGCAAGAUAAUGACGGUUCCGUGCUCUCGCUCGGACGUUUUCACCAGCAAGGAUGUUAAUGUGAUCGAAAAGCGUUUGCUGAUGAAGUUCCUGCAAAGCUGCGCAUCCUACGAUGAAGGACAGGAUGUGGAAAACAAACCAGAAGAGCUGGAUGGGAAAACGUUCCUGGAGCAUCUGCAGAGCCAUAAACUGACGCCGAAUCUAAUCCAUUACGUGCUGUACACGAUAGCGAUGGGAAAUGAUCGUACGCCGGCUCGGGAAGGCUUGGCUGGCGUGAAAAAGUUUCUGAUGAGCCUCGGUCACUACGGUAACAGCCCAUUCCUCUUUCCGGUUUACGGCUGCGGCGAGAUUCCGCAGUGUUUCUGUAGGCUGUGCGCCGUUUUCGGUGGCAUUUACUGCCUCAACAAGGCAGUGGAAGGUAUUCAUUUUGAUACGCAUUCCAACCCGGAGGGAACGAAUCGGUUCGAAUCUGUCAAGUGUGGCAAGCAGAAUAUCCGGUCGAAAGAUUUGGUAGUAGGGCCGGGCUACUUGUCGCAGGAUGUCUUCGCGCAAGGCAGCAAGACUGAGACCAAAAAGGAGAAUUCAUGCGGAGGGCUUGCACGUGCCGUGAUACUUACCAAUGUGCCUUUCGGUGGAGCGUCACAGAAUCCCGGAGGUGGUGGAGUUGCAAUCAUGAAGCUACCUCCCGUUAGCGGCCACCGCGAAGGAGCAACAAUACUACAAAUGUCUCACUACAGCGGGACAUGUCCAAAGGAAAUUUAUCUUAUCCACGUAACAACUCUCGCGUUGUCAGCAAACCCAGAAGAUGAUCUCAAACCAUACAUUGCACAAAUAUUUAGCUAUGAUUAUUGCAAUACGGCACCAGCAACGACAAGCGGCGAGGAGCAUAUUGAAUCGGCCGAAACACAAUCAGCAAACACAACUUCCACCAUACUCUACGAAGCGUAUUUUAACAUUCCUUCUUGCGUUGCGUGUACGGUGACAUCAAAUUCGGUUGUUCCCGCUGGUAUUCGUUUGACUUGUGGCCCAUACCACGAGCUAGACUACGACCAGAGCAUCGAUCAAGCCCGACGCAUCUUCCAGGACAUGUUCCCCGACGAAGAGUUCCUUCCGCGUGCGCCAGAUCCUGAGGAAAUCAUUAUCGGCGAAGAGGAACCGGUGCAGGAACCCCGUGGGGACGUUACGGACGCCAACGACGAGCCGGUCGAUAACGCCAGUGAGUGUCGCGAUACCGAAUCGGACUCAGCGCUUGCACAAGAGGCCAAAGAAGAAGCGAUCGAUAAGGCCGAAGAGUGCACCGAACAGAGGUAAGAUGAAAAAAAUAACAGAAGACGGUUCUGUAAACUGCCAGCUACAAACGUUUGAAAAAAUUAUCAAUCGUAACAUAUGCGAUCUACUCUGCCUAAAGCUUUUGCAGCAUGACGAAUAUUUCAAAUAAAGUGACCAUUUACGCUUUGUGCA
Messenger RNA from Anopheles coustani, 2057 nucleotides. It is a transcript of the gene Rep, whose product is annotated as rab proteins geranylgeranyltransferase component A. NCBI's taxonomy places the organism in Eukaryota, Metazoa, Arthropoda, Insecta, Diptera, Culicidae. The transcript has 3 exons. Gene Ontology annotation, molecular function: GDP-dissociation inhibitor activity. Bases 126 to 1907 code for a protein of 593 amino acids. The record is from RefSeq and is a predicted model, not a curated record. Gene Ontology annotation, cellular component: cytoplasm; Rab-protein geranylgeranyltransferase complex; cytosol. Gene Ontology annotation, biological process: protein geranylgeranylation; intracellular protein transport; vesicle-mediated transport.